This is a messenger RNA of Phyllopteryx taeniolatus (common seadragon), 1561 nucleotides long. RefSeq names its product relaxin-3 receptor 1-like. The transcript has a single exon. Lineage: Eukaryota; Metazoa; Chordata; Actinopteri; Syngnathiformes; Syngnathidae. The coding region runs from base 369 to 1484 and encodes 371 amino acids. Gene Ontology annotation, cellular component: membrane. The record is from RefSeq and is a predicted model, not a curated record. Gene Ontology annotation, molecular function: G protein-coupled receptor activity. Gene Ontology annotation, biological process: G protein-coupled receptor signaling pathway; immune response.
CCAGAGACCUUUACCGUAUAUGUCUGAGACACAUUUGACACAAUUUGGGUUGGAUCAAUAUUUAUUCAUUUUGUUGAUGUAAAACAAUGCACACCCGUAAUUUGCUUCAUUUCACUCGGUUCUGUUUUCUUUUCCACGCUUCCUUGUAGCCAAGUCUUUGCGCGCCUUUUACGCACACCCUUUGCGUGAUACAUAUCCCCAUGGUAACGAUUGUUGCAUCCAGCAAGAAGUGCGGCGGUGAUGCUGCUGCACACAUGUUUGUGAAAGCCAGCCCAUCACGAACGAGGCUAUAAAAGCCACGCUGCUCGUCAGACAGGAGUGACGAUGGGCAGCAAUUGUCCCGUGUUGCGUUUUUGCCCGAGUUGAAGAUGGAUGCGAUGUCAAACGAGAGCGACGCGUGGAACCGGAGCGCGGCUGGAGAGGAGACGUUCCGUUUUGAUGACACCGACGUGGGCGCCUUCCUGAGGAUCCUCAUCUCCGUGGUCUACUCGGUGGUGUGCGCCGUGGGCUUGGUGGGGAAUCUGCUCGUCUUCUACCUCAUGAGGCUGAGACAAGGUCGCAAGAAGUCGGCCAUCAACGUGUUCGUCAUCAACCUGUCCGUGACCGACUUCCAGUUCGUGCUGACGCUGCCCUUCUGGGCCGUGGACACGGCGCUGGACUUCAGCUGGCCCUUCGGGGGCGCCAUGUGCAAAGUGGUGCUGUCCGUCACGGUGAUGAACAUGUACGCCAGCGUCUUCUUCCUGACGGCCAUGAGCGUCACCAGGUACUUGUCGGUCACUCGGGCGCUCAAGAGAUCGGCGCCCAGAUGGUCGAGGUGUGUCAAGUGGGUGUGCGCCGCGCUGUGGUCGGCGGCCACGGCGGCCACGGCCCCAACGGCGGUCUUCUCCGCGGUCACCGUGGUGGCCGGAGAAAAACUCUGCCUCCUGAAAUUCCCCGAAGGACACGACUGGCUCGCCCUCUAUCACGUCCAAAAGAUACUCGUUGCUUUCAUUAUCCCUCUGAUCAUCGUCUCCGUCAACUACCUGAUGCUUCUGCGCUUCAUUCGACGCAAGAGCAUGUGCACCGGCAACCGACAGAGGAGAUCCAAAGUCACCAAAUCGGUGGCCAUUGUUGUUUUAUCCUUUUUCUGCUGUUGGAUGCCAAACCACGCCAUCACCUUCUGGGGCGUCUUAGUCAAGUUUAACGCAGUCAACUGGGACCGGUCCUACUACAUGGUGCACGCCUACGUCUUCCCAGUCACCGUGUGCUUGGCGCACGCCAACAGCUGCUUGAACCCCUUGCUGUACUGUCUCAUGAGGCCGGAGAUCAGGAAGAUGCUCAGUGCUUUAUUCUGGAGGGCCCCCAGUCCGUGCGCCAACGUCGACAACAACGACAAGGGCUGCAAGGCGCACUCUGUCCGGACUCCUGCCAAUGUUGAGUGCACCUUGUCUGUCGUCGAUCACCGAGGAUUUGCAAACUCCAGAAUGGAUUCGUGUCGUUCUUAAAGCUGACAUUGAAGCCUACUUUGCUCACUGUGAAUGUGAUCAUCGCGUGUAAUGAUUUUGAAAGUGUUUAUAUAUAU